GACGAGAAAAUGCAUGUAAGCUGCUCUAAAUGUUUGUGUGGGAAUGGUUGACUGCAGAAGCCAAAGAACAAGCAAAACAGGCUAAAUUCGAUCGGAUUCGGUCCCCAUUGAAGCAUAUCCUUUCGAUGACGAAGAUCCUAGAUGAAUCGUGCAUCAUGAGCAUGAGCAAGACAAGCACUGGUGAAGAGGAUCAACAACUUCUCAUAAUUUCGAAUCGCGAUCGUAUCAAAACAGACAGUCAUGAAGUUUGCCUUUGCCCUCUCCCUCUUCCUCGCCGGUACCGAAGGAUUCGCCCCCGCGAAGCCCGGUACGACGCUCUCCACGGCCCUCCAGUCCUCGUCGAGCUACGAAAACGAGCUCGGAGCCAUUGAUCCUGUUGGCUUUUUCGACCCCGCGGGCCUCACGAGCAACAUUGACGAAGAGACUUUCCGCCGUUAUCGUGCCGGCGAAAUCAAGAACGGUCGUGUCGCCAUGCUGGCUGUCAUUGGGUACAUUGUUCCCGAGUUUUACCGCUUCCCCGGAGAGCUCAUGCCUGGACUCGCCUUUAAAGAUAUUCCCAACGGCAUCGCCGCCGUCAAUGCUAUUCCGUCCAUCUUUUGGAUGACGACUUUCUUUGCCAUUGGUAUGGUGGACUACCUCAAUUCGGAUAACCUCGGCUAUCACGAGAUCGCCCCUGGUCCGGAAAUGGAUGAGGAAACCAUGAACACCCGCCGCACUAACGAGGUCAGCAACGGCCGCCUCGCCAUGCUGGCCUUCUUUGAGCUCCUUCGCCACGACUGGCAGAACACUGUCCAACCUGGCUUUGAUGGCUUUGACAGACUCAUCACCGGCCUUCCCUUUCUUUACAACUAACGGGAGUCUCGUUUGCGUCGCUCGCUGCGUUCGAUACCGCAGCUGGCCAGUGACCUUUGGGGGGUAGAGACCACAAAUCCUAUUUGGAGAUGAGGAACUCCUUCCUGUAGUAAUGCUGUACGUUAAGCCAAAAUUUGCAUUGCUCAACAAGGGCAAGUCUG
This is a messenger RNA of Phaeodactylum tricornutum CCAP 1055/1, 1013 nucleotides long. It is a transcript of the gene Lhcf15, whose product is annotated as protein fucoxanthin chlorophyll a/c protein. NCBI's taxonomy places the organism in Eukaryota, Bacillariophyta, Bacillariophyceae, Surirellales, Neidiaceae. The record is from RefSeq and is a predicted model, not a curated record. Bases 241 to 852 code for a protein of 203 amino acids. Gene Ontology annotation, cellular component: membrane. Gene Ontology annotation, biological process: response to light stimulus; photosynthesis, light harvesting in photosystem I. The transcript is spliced from 2 exons.